Geodia barretti is the source of this 1518-nucleotide messenger RNA. Lineage: Eukaryota; Metazoa; Porifera; Demospongiae; Tetractinellida; Geodiidae. The record is from the annotation of a GenBank genome assembly.
AUGGAAAUAAUCGCCUCCAACCUGCGAACCUCUGACCCUGAUUUUCAGGAUAACCAGGCCCGGAUGGGGGCCCUGGUGCGCGACAUGAAAGACCGGAUGGCCCAAGUUCGGGCCGGCGGGGGUGAGCGGCAGGUGGAGUUGCACCGCAGCCGCGGCAAACUGCUGGCCAGGGAGCGGAUCGAUGCUCUCGUGGACGCCAACACACCGUUCCUUGAACUGAGCCCGUUGGCGGCCUGGGACAUGUACGAUGGUGAGGAAUCGUCCGCCGGAAUCGUGACCGGCGUCGGUGUCGUCCAGGGAAAAGAGGUGGUGGUUGUCGCCAAUGACGCCACGGUCAAGGGCGGAACGUAUUAUCCGAUCACCGUCAAGAAGCACCUGCGCGCCCAGGAAAUUGCCCUAGAAAACCACCUGCCCUGCAUCUAUCUGGUGGAUUCCGGCGGAGCCUUUUUGCCAUUGCAGGCGGAGGUAUUCCCCGACCGGGACCACUUCGGGCGCAUCUUCUACAACCAGGCGCAGAUGUCGGCCCUGGGGAUACCGCAGGUGGCGGUAGUCAUGGGGUCUUGCACGGCCGGCGGAGCGUAUAUUCCGGCCAUGAGCGAUGAGGUGGUCAUGGUUCGGGAGCAGGGCACCAUCUUCCUGGGCGGGCCGCCGUUGGUGAGGGCGGCCACUGGCGAGGAGGUGGACCCGGAGACUCUGGGCGGCGCGGACGUGCAUACCCGAAUAUCCGGCGUGGCCGACCACCAGGCCGUUGACGAUGAAGACGCCCUGGCCAUCACCCGAGACAUCAUCGAGAACUUCGUGAAGAGGCGAGACCUUCCGUUCCAGGUAAUCGCCCGCAUUGUGGACGGGAGCCGGUUCCACGAGUUCAAGGCCGAGUACGGGGGAACCCUGGUCUGCGGCUUCUCGCGUAUUUGGGGGUAUCCGGUGGGAGUGGUCGCCAACAACGGAGUCCUCUUUUCCGAGAGCGCUCUGAAGAGUACCCAUUUCAUAGAUCUGUGCAGCCAACGGGGGAUCCCACUGCUGUUUCUGCAGAACAUCACCGGCUUCAUGGUGGGCAGCCAGUACGAGCAUGGUGGUAUUGCCAAGGACGGGGCCAAGAUGGUCAUGGCAGUGUCCAACGCAGCCGUACCCAAGUUCACCGUGAUCAUCGGCAGUUCCUUCGGGGCGGGAAACUACGGCAUGUGCGGGCGGGCCUACCAGCCGCGGUUCCUGUGGACGUGGCCCAACGCCCGCAUUUCGGUGAUGGGCGGGCAGCAGGCAGCGGAGGUGCUGCUCACAAUCAGGUUGCAGCAGUUGGAGCGGCAGGGACGUACUAUGGAGCAGGAGGAGCGGGACGACCUGCAACGUCCCAUCCUGGAAAAGUACGAGUUGGAGGGCGAUCCCUAUUACAGCACCGCCCGCCUGUGGGACGACGGGAUCAUCGACCCGGUGGACACGCGCGACGUGGUGGGCUUGGGAAUCGCCGCCUCGAUAAAUGCCCCGUUCCCCGAGCAAAAGCGCGGCAUCUUCCGAAUGUGA